ACCAAAUAUCUUUUGUUGUCUGUAUUCAACAUCUAAAUGGCUAACUCUUUCAUUUUGUUUGUCAUCCUAGCAUCAAUUGCAGCAGUGCAAUUAAGAGUGGAAGCAGGGAUGUGCUCGUUAACAAACGAGAAAUGCGAUGUGCGGAAUUGUGAGGAAUAUUGUAAAACUGAAGAAAACGAUGGUAAUAUGUCGUGGUUUUGUGAUGAGUAUAACCUAUGCACAUGUGUUUACAAUAUUGAUAAUUCCAAACAUGCGCGAAGAUGUAGCAUUGGAGUGGGAUCUUGCAAUGGUGGUAAACCGGAAUGUGAUUCAAAGUGUAAGAGCAAAUAUCCAGAUAGGGAACCUAGUGGAGUUUGUUUUGAUUAUUUUAAUGGUAUUAAGAUGUGUAUUUGUACCUAUGCUAGUUGAGUUACUACUUCUUAUGUUACUCCAAAAUAAAUAUAUGUAACAAACUUUUAUUUAUAAUAUUGAAUAAAGGAAAUGUUAUAUUGCAUGUAGAUUAA
Molecule: messenger RNA, 503 nt
Organism: Vicia villosa (hairy vetch)
Lineage: Eukaryota; Viridiplantae; Streptophyta; Magnoliopsida; Fabales; Fabaceae
Exons: 2
Coding region: 37-408 (123 amino acids)
Source: RefSeq, a predicted model, not a curated record